This is a messenger RNA of Mus musculus (house mouse), 5974 nucleotides long. It is a transcript of the gene Tbl2, whose product is annotated as transducin (beta)-like 2. The transcript has 8 exons. Gene Ontology annotation, molecular function: phosphoprotein binding; translation initiation factor binding; protein kinase binding. Lineage: Eukaryota; Metazoa; Chordata; Mammalia; Rodentia; Muridae. Bases 542 to 1783 code for a protein of 413 amino acids. Gene Ontology annotation, biological process: cellular response to hypoxia; endoplasmic reticulum unfolded protein response; cellular response to glucose starvation. The record is from RefSeq and is a predicted model, not a curated record. Gene Ontology annotation, cellular component: endoplasmic reticulum; cytosol.
AGAGUUCCAACUGCCAGGCCCCGCCUCACAGCGCCCGCUAACGGCCAGGCCCCGCCCUCAAGGCGCUCAAGAGGCCAACCUCCGCCCUGCAGAGCGCUCCAACGGCCAGGUCGCUUCCCAUAGGGCAUCGUAACGACUAGGUCCCGCCUUCCGAGGUGCGCUUGGGACCAAGCCACGCCCCAAAGAGGCCAACGCUGGCCAGCCCCGCCCCUCGAGGCGCGCCAACUGUCCUCCCCCGCCCCCUCGUGCGCCGAGACGUGAGGACGCCGGCGUCGUAGGCUGAGGUGGCAGCUGUCCCGCAGUCAUGGAGCUGCCGCAGAUGCCGGAGCUGAUGGGGUUGUCCCUCCUGGUGGGUCUGCUGGCCUUGGUGGCCACGGCGGCUGUGGCGCGGGGCUGGCUGCGGGCCGAGGAGAAGCCCAGCCAGCCCGUCUGUUUCGGGUUGCAGGUGCACCCCAGGGACAAGAUUCUUUGGAACCUGGGAGCUGCGCUGCUACGUGGUCGGUGACUUUUCCUGGGACACCUCCCACCACCACCACCACCUAUGUCCCCGGAGCUGCUACGAAAGCUCAGUCAGACCCCAGGUCAGAAAGAAAACGAACCCAAGAAGUCAGGAUCCAAGAAGCAGAAGCAGAAUCAGCGGGUUCGUAAGGAGAAGCCUCAGCAGCACAGCUUCACGCACCCCCUUCUGGCUGCAGCACUGAAGAGCCACAGUGGGAAUAUAUCUUGCAUGGACUUCAGCAGCAACGGCAAGUAUCUGGCCACCUGUGCGGAUGACCGCACUGUCCGUAUCUGGAGCACUAAAGAUUUCCUUCAGCGGGAGCACCGCAGCAUGAGAGCCAACGUGGAGCUGGACCAUGCCACCUUGGUACGCUUCAGCCCUGACUGCAGAGCCUUCAUUGUUUGGCUGGCCAAUGGGGACACCCUCCGUGUUUUUAAGAUGACCAAGCGGGAAGAUGGGGGCUUUACUUUCACGGCCACACCAGAGGAUUUCCCUAAAAAACACAAAGCGCCCAUCAUCAACAUCGGCAUUGCUGACACAGGGAAGUUCAUCAUGACGGCCUCCAGUGACACAACUGUCCUCAUAUGGAAUCUGAAAGGUCAGGUGCUUUCCACGAUCAACACUAACCAGAUGAACAACAGUCACGCAGUUAUCUCCCCAUGUAGCAGGUUUGUGGGUUCGUGUGGCUUCACCCCAGAUGUGAAGGUCUGGGAGGUCUGUUUCGGGAAGAAAGGAGAGUUCCAGGAGGUGCUGCGAGCCUUUGAACUGAAGGGUCACUCUGCAUCUGUCCACUCUUUCGCUUUCUCCAAUGACUCUCGAAGGAUGGCCUCCGUCUCCAAGGAUGGGACAUGGAAGCUAUGGGACACAGAUGUGGAGUACAAGAAGCAGCAGGACCCCUACUUGCUACGGACAGGCCGCUUUGAAGAGGCGAGCACCAUGCCUUGCCGCCUGGCACUCUCCCCUGAUACCCAUGUCCUGGCCUUGGCCACUGGCACCAAUAUUCAUCUCUUCAACACACGCCGCGGGGAGAAGGAGGAGUACUUUGAGUGUGUCCAUGGGGAGUGUAUUGCUGACUUGACUUUUGACAUCACUGGCCGCUUCCUGGCCUCCUGUGGGGACCGUGCAGUGCGGCUCUUCCACAAUACCCCUGGCCACCGGGCUGUGGUGGAGGAGAUGCAGAGCCUCCUGAAGCGGGCAUCCAGCGAAAGUACCCGCCAGAGGCUGCAGCAACAGCUAACCCAGGCCCAAGAGGCCCUCAAGAGCCUGGGUGCCCUGAAGAAGUGACUCUGGCUCCAGAUGGGUCUGGCUGUCUGGCCCAGCAGCUCCUGCUCCCCAGGGGCCCCUGGGAUGGAGACCUGGAGGAAACUCCCAGUUUUCUUCCUGGUGCCCCCUACUUUUUCCUAUUGAAACUAUUCUUGCAUACUCAGAUAUCUCUCUCUCUGUUUCUCCCUUCUUGUUUGACUCUUCCCAGACUGAAAGAUACUGUUUUCUCACAGGCCCUAGGGGUAGAAUCUGUCUUCAUCUAGCACGGAGAAGGGGAGUAGACAGAAGACAGACAGAGCAAAACCUUUGAUGGUUUGGCAAAAGACCCUGACAUCCAAAGAAUUUUGUCAGUGUAGAGGGAAAACCCUAGGGUCACCAGGGACAAAUUGCUGUUUUAUAAGAGUUCAGAACGUGUUUUAUAAUGCUGCGUGGUGAGCCUCCAUCUGGACCAGGCUCCUGAUAGCAGCAAGAAGUAAUUAAGGACUGGUCUUUGUUGGCAUUGGUCUGUAAUAUCAGCACUAUACAGGCAAAGGUGAGAGGAUCAGGGGUUCAAGGCCAGCUUGGACUACAUAGUGAAUUCUAAGUCCUCCUGGGCUCCAUUCAUAUGGAGAGAAACCUUGGCGAGAUUGUUUUUCCCUGGGCUUCAGUUUUCUUAUUUGUAAAAUGGGGAACGAUGCUCUCUGUGGCCUUCCUGCAAAGAUGCUGUGAGGCUAGGAGUGUUAUAAUGCUCCCACACAUGGAGCAUAACAGGUCUGUCCAGUGUCAUUACCUACCAGGUAAACACAGGAUGCAGACGGUGUUCUGCAAGCAAACUAGGAAAAAACCACAGCCCUUGUGAAGCCAAGUUUCCUAGGGCUCUGCUUGCUCAUUCAUCUUGGAUAAACAUGGUGGUUUGGUUCCCGUGCCUUGAGAAGUAAUGCCAUCGCAAAAGGGUGUUCCUCUCUCAGGGACUUCUUGAACCCAUCACUUCAGGGCCUGCUUCAUGGGACCAGCUAGUGAUGCUGGCUAACACAGACAGACAAGACUAGGCCUGCUGCCAAGGGUAAAAGCUGGUGGGAGGACCUAGAGGCUGGUGUCUGUGAUGUGCUUUUUGUUCAUUUACAGCUGCAGGGGAGGUUGUGGACAGGAGGCUUGACCGUAGUCAAUCCAGGACAAUAAUGGGGAAAGAAUGGAAUCCACCCACUAAGAGACUGGGUCUCAGCCAUGUACAUUUGAAGACUGCUUGGACUGGUCUUUGUUGGUGAGGAAGAUGGCAGGCAUCUAGGAAGGCUUGAAUCUAGCAAAAGGUUCCCAUCCCAGUUAGUUUUUAUCUCUCUUAAAAGUAGGGCCUCUUCCUGCCACCCUCAAUGCUACAGGAUGUUUAUAACAAGGCACAACCCUGAAGUUGACCUUGAUGGCUCCCUUGUCACCCUCUCCUUCUACCACUGCUGCUACAUGCAGAUGGCCUGCAGCAUCUGCAGCUCUCCCACUCUUCUGUUACCAUCCCGGUCUUAGCCACUGUCCCGUAGUAUAUGGAUAGUACCUCUGUUUCCAACCACAUUACUUCAAGUCAGUUUUCUACAUAGUUUAGCCUGCUUUGGGAAAACAAAAAUGGUAUUUUGGAUCAUGCCAUUUCCAAAAGGCUUCCUUCUCUCUACACUUGGAAUUAAACCACAAACUCUCUUUGUGGCCUGCGUAGUGUUGUGAAAUUUAGCCACUCCUGUGAUCUUUCUUUGCAAUGGUCCAAUCCCAUUCUUCCUAUUCUUUGCUAACCCAGGCAUUUGGCAGGCUCUGGGUGUGGGCUGGUCCCUCUUGUGCUGCAAGCAUUUUUCCUUUCUGUUGGCAGACUUGUCAGUGCGAUUCAGUCCUUGUAAGUUUCACUGGAAAACAGUUGCCACCUCACCAACUCCCUCCGAAGUAGCCAUUUCCACCAAUCCUGUCCCUCCUGGUGCCCUGCCGCUUUUCCUUUUGUAUGAAUUGGUGCUUUCUGAAGCCAUCUUGUCUGGCUAUGUGUUUACUGCAGUGUCAGAGAAGGGCAGUGAGUGGGGGUUAAGAGUGGGAAUUAGGCCCGUCACCUGGUUGUGCUAUGGAAGGAAACGGUAGAGACUGCACUGGGCUGGUGGCCGUGUGUCCUGGGUGCACAGUGGGAGGGAGCCGCUACUGACUGAUAAGCCGCAGAAGUUGCCAGUUGCAGAGAAGUUAGAUGCUGGCACUGUACUUUGCAAGGAGGCAUCCUUGUGGACUGCACCAAACCCUGACGGGGGAGGGCGCAGCUCAUCAGUCUCAUUGGUGCUGAAGGAUUCUUCCUUACUUUUCCUUUUGCAGUCCUGGGAAUGGAAGCCAGGGUCAGGUAGACAAAUAGCUCUGCUGGUGAGCCAUGCCUCAACCCCUCACUGGGAGAUGCUAGACGAAGACUCUCCUCAGCCACAGCCCUAGCCCUCACUGGACAAAUGCUUUGCCUCCAAGCCUCUUUGCAGCAGUUUGUGAAAUUGCUGAAGAAUGCGUUGGAACAGAACCCUUGUUGGUCUGCUUUGCUCUGGGUCCCGAGUCAACUAGCCAGGACAAAGUAAGCUCUCAAUAAAUGGGACUCUGACUAGAAGUAAUGACCAAGCUUUUGAUAUACUUUGUUUUCUGCACUCCGCUCUCUAUUGUGGAUUCAGGUUUCUGAUAAGAUCAGCCAUAUUGAAGACCAUGUGGCCACACACGGAUUUGGGCUUCUGACUACACAGCUGUGCCUCAGGCUUGUGUGUGCGUGUGGGGGUCUGGUGGGCAUCUGCUCUGGUUGUCGGAAAGCAUCUGAAAAUGCGUUCUCUUGCUUCUGCACUCGUGUCUUGAGAAGUAACUGGUGCCGUGGCUGCACAGGGAAGGCAGUGAACCCUAGCAAGAAUGCUGAGCUGCUGAAGUCAGAAGUCUGUUCCCAAACUGGCCAAUUCACUGGCCUGUGGCCUGGAGUCCUGUAAUCACAGAGGCUGCCAGAGUUCGUCUCCCCACUUGUGGAAUGGGAAUAAAUGUUGUUCUGUUACCGCGCAUGGUGAUUCUUUGCUUGUGUACAUGCUUAUGGGUUACACUGGGGGUUAGAUAUGUGCUCUUGCCCCAAACCCAUUUUUUUUUGUGUGUGUAUUUGAGAAAAAGACUCACUUUGUUGUCUUGGCUGGCCUGGAAUUUAUAGAAAUCCACCUGUCUUGGCUUCCUGAGUGCUUGGUUUUAAGGCAUGUGCCACCAUACACAGGUCCUUUCGCCUGUGUUUUGAGCUAAUGUUUCACUAAGUUGCUUUUGAUCUUGAGAUUCUCUAGCGUGUCAGGCCUACAUCUGCAUGCCUGGGAGCUGUGAGUUCUGAAUGAGUUGGGAGCACUACAAAAGGUCAUUGCACAGACUGCCCAGGGGUAGGCUAGAGCUGUUCGUGUUGCCCUAGGAAAGGUGUCUGGCUAGUACUACAGGCUGCCAAGCUUUUCUGAUCCUCGAGAGUAGAGGCGGCAUUGAUCUGCUGAUUCUACACAAGGUGUGGUAGUGCAUGCAUGCAGCCCAAGGGCUUGGCAGGUUGAAGAACCACGAGUCAGCACUGCAUAGACUGUCUAAAACACAGUUCAUGAAUGUAUUCAUUUUAGUUUUUUGAGAAAGGGUUUCUCUGUGUAGCACUGGUUGUCCUGGAACUUACUCUGUACACCAGGCUCGCCUCAAACUUUACAGAGAUCCACCUGCCUCUGCCUCUGCCUCCCAAGGGCUGCGAUUAAAGGCAUGUGCCACCACCAUUCAGAUCUAAAACACAAAAUUUAAUACUAAUUUUGAAGCUUCUUAAUUUUUAAAAUAAAGGUAUGGGUGAGCUAAAGGUGGUGCAAAGGUCAACCAACUCCAAUUUCAGGAGGAAAACCGCAAAGUCCACUUGAGCAAACAUCUGAUGGCAAUAGCCCCCCAUCCUCCACCCCUCUUAACAACAGCCAGUUAGUCUACAGCAGCAUGGUCAAGGUACAUAUAAACUAAGACAUCUGGCAGAAAAAAGAUAACCCAGCCAUCCUAUUUGUCAGGUGGUUUUGCCCCUGUGUUUGGUUCCUGCAAAUUACAGCAGAAAUGCAGUUUUAAAAAUAUUAAUUUGCUGACCUGUAUGGAAUUCCCCAAGCUUGCUGUAACCACCAUAAAUACCCUGCACCCCUAGACUCGAGGCUCUCACUUCUGACCACUGCACCGGUGAUGGAGUGCUCUUGAGCUCCUAAUAAAAGCCCAUAUGUGUUUACAUCA